AUGGGAGAACUAGUCCAACAUUCACCACUUUGCCACAAUGACAAGAGCAGUGCCUUAUUGCAGUUCAAAGACAGCUUUGUUAUUGACAAAUUUGCUUCUUAUGGAUCUUCUGCUUAUCCAAAGACGGCAUCUUGGGCACAAGGAAAGAACCGUGAUUGUUGCUUCUGGGACGGUGUCAAGUGCGAUGAGGAUACCAGGCAUGUCAUCACACUUCUUCUCAACAGUAGUUGUCUUCACGGUUCUAUCAACUCCACCAGCGCUCUUUUCCAACUUUCUCAACUCCAUGUCCUUGACCUUUCCAACAAUGAUUUUAAUCAAUCUCAAAUCCCAUUUGCUCUGGCAGAUCUUUCAAAAUUAACAUAUCUCGACCUUGAGCUCAGUGGGUUCUUUGGUUUGAUUCCUCCAUCAAUUGGUAAGCUAACUAUGCUUACUUAUUUGUCCCUUUCACGAAAUAAGUUGAACGGUCAAAUCCCAUAUGUAUUCGGAAAUCUUUCAAGAUUAACAUAUCUAGGCCUUGCAGGUUGUAGUUUUUCUGAUUUUUUGGUCCCACUUUGUAAGCUAACUAGUACUACGCAUUUGUACAUUUCAGAAAAUUAUCAUUUGAAUGGUCAAAUUCCCUUUUUUCUUCCAAAACUCACCCAACUCAACUUUUUAGAUAUUAGUUUUAAUAAUUUAAGUGGUCAAAUUCCACCGUGGUUUGGAAACUUAACCCAAUUAACUUCCUUGCUUCUUGAACAAAAUAGCUUGCAAGAUAUCCUGCCAAAAUCAUUUUCUAGACUCAAGAAUCUUGAAUAUCUUGAUCUUAGGUUGAAUCAUUUGAGUGGAACUGUGGAUUUUGACAUGUUUCUUGGCAUGAAGAAUCUCAAACAACUCCAAUUAUCAGCUAACAAAUUGUCAGUGGUCACUACUGAAACCAACAGUAGUACAAAUAUUACUAGUACUAUACCUCAGUUUGAUGUUUUAGUAUUGGAUUCGUGCAAUUUACGUAACUUCCCUGGUAUCUUAAGCUACCAAAACAAUCUAAUGGUUUUGUCACUUCAUGGAAACCAAAUACAGGGUAAAGUUCCCAAGUGGGUAUUGAACAUUAGCUUAGAAAUCAUGUCAGGUUUGCUACUUUCUGGAAAUUUUUUGACAGGCUUUGACCAACCUCCGUUGGCGGUUCUUCCAUGGGUUCAUCUUCAGAUAUUUGAUAUUUCCUAUAACAUCCUGGAAGGAUCACUCCCGAUUCCACCACCAUCCACUGUGAGCUAUGGGGCUAUAAGCAACAAACUGAGUGGACAAGUUUCACUAGCAUUCUGCAAUUUUAGUUCCAUUAGCCAUAUUAAUUUUGGGGAUAACAAAUUGAGUGGCAUGCUUUCAGACUGCUUGGUAAAUCUCAGCGAUUCACUUUUAGUUCUAAAUCUGGCAAAUAACUCUUUUGGUGGUACCAUGCCUAAAAUCUGCACAGAUGGAAGCCAGCUAAGGAUGAUUGAUCUAAGCUACAAUAAGUUCGAAGGGCGCUUACCACGAUCAUUGCGCAGUUGUAAGUUGCCAUCUGAAUACUUCCAAAAAUGGAACUCCAUGAAAGCUUUUGAUGCUACCAAUUCAUCUUAUAUGAAAGUAGACUCAAAUUUCAUUACCAGGACCUCGGCUCACUCCAAUUCUUCAUUGACCCUACUCUAUCCAAUGUCAAUCAAAAUAACAAUUAAAGGUGUGGAUAGGGUUUUUCGUAAGAUCCAAGAUGUUUUAGUAGUGAUUGAUUUCUCAAACAACAUGCUCGAAGGAGAGAUUCCAGAUUCCAUUGGGAGCUUAGAAGGGAUUCAAGUUCUUAACCUCUCCAACAACAUUCUUAAUGGCAGCAUACCAUCAACCUUGGGAAGCAUAACGCUGCUUGAGUCGCUUGAUCUUUCUCAAAACAGGCUCCAUGGAGAGAUCCCUCCUCAACUGAAACAUCUCAAUUUUCUUGCUAUCUUCAAUGUAUCUCAUAACAAUCUUGCAGGACCUAUACCACAAGGAAACCAGUUUGCUACAUUCGAAACAAGUUCAUAUGAUGGGAACUUGGGGUUAUGUGGUUAUCCAUUGGCAACAAAGUGUUGGAAUUCUGAGUCCCCAAAAUUACGACUGCCAGCUUCUGAAGAGAAGGGUGACUCAGGGCUUCCAUUUGAUUUUGAUUGGAUCACAGUCUUGCCAGGAUAUGCAAGUGGGCUAGUAGUUGGAAUUGUUGGUGGGAAUUUUGUUAUUGUGAAGAAGCAGUUUUGGUUUCUGAAGAGGCAAAUGAAAAGGAAAAUUAGAAGGGGAUUUAGAAGCUGA
Molecule: messenger RNA, 2289 nt
Organism: Ziziphus jujuba (common jujube)
Lineage: Eukaryota; Viridiplantae; Streptophyta; Magnoliopsida; Rosales; Rhamnaceae
Product: receptor-like protein 43
Exons: 3
Coding region: 1-2289 (762 amino acids)
Molecular function (GO): protein binding
Source: RefSeq, a predicted model, not a curated record